GGAUCGGAAAUAAACAUAUUAGCGCAUUGAAAAAAGAUAUUGCUAUGUUUUUGGAUCAUUCAGGUACCUCUGAUCAAGCAAUUGAUACUUUAUCUAACAUGCAAGAUAAUGUCGCAAGAGAGCUUGUAAAGUAUCAGGUGAAUGCAUUAAUUACUAAUAUCGAUGAAUAUCACAACAUUCAUGAUUUACACAUUCCAACAACUACGUCGACCAGUACGGUUGCUCACAUGACUACAGUUCUUGCCAUCCCAAUAUCUACAGCAAGUGCGAUUCCAAAGAGUGUCGGAGAUGCAAACAUACAUAACCC
Messenger RNA from Ambispora gerdemannii, 307 nucleotides. The record is from the annotation of a GenBank genome assembly. Lineage: Eukaryota; Fungi; Glomeromycota; Glomeromycetes; Archaeosporales; Ambisporaceae.